GCAUGGCAUCAACUAAUAACCCAUCAUCCUGACGAUCAUAUACAACGUAGUAUCAAGCGUGAUAUCAAAAAGCUUGGAUUUUAUCAUGUUGGCACACUUCAUGUCUACUAUCUUCAGCUCGAAUCGGUGAUGGCCGAGUUCAAGUUGUCCAAUAAUACUUUACGUAGAAUGAUGACACAUAUGAACGAUAACAUGGACAAAGGCCUUGAAGGUGGCCUUAAAGGUUCGACUAUUGCUAUGUUGCCUUCAUUCGUGCCAGAAUUACCAGACGGCACAGAACGGGGAAAAUAUGUUGCUAUGGAUCUUGGUGGAACGAACUUGCGUGUGAUGAUUAUGGAGAUCGAGCCUGGUGAGCCUAUGCGCACAAAGCAGUUUAACACCAGGAUGCCAAAUGCAGCUAUGCACGGUAGUGGUGAACAGUUGUUCGACUAUAUCGCUAAAGCAUUGGCCGAUUUUCUCAUAGAAAAAGAUGUUGCCCAUGAUAAUCUACCAGUUGGGUUCACCUUCUCUUACCCAUGUGACCAAACAAGUCUUAGAAGUGCAACGUUAUUG
Molecule: messenger RNA, 552 nt
Organism: Strongylus vulgaris
Lineage: Eukaryota; Metazoa; Nematoda; Chromadorea; Rhabditida; Strongylidae
Source: the annotation of a GenBank genome assembly